Molecule: messenger RNA, 1264 nt
Organism: Phyllostomus discolor (pale spear-nosed bat)
Lineage: Eukaryota; Metazoa; Chordata; Mammalia; Chiroptera; Phyllostomidae
Exons: 3
Coding region: 304-927 (207 amino acids)
Source: RefSeq, a predicted model, not a curated record
CCUGCCCGGUCGUUCUACGUUACGGUUGGGGCCCUGAGCCCUGCGUCCCGGCCGCUUUUUUUGCGCUUCUUCAGGACCAGCCCGGGAAGACAGUGAGCGGCAUGGGGCCGACCUCGGCGCUUUGUGCUGGCUGCGAUCCCCUGUAAUGGGAGUGCUGCGCACCCGCCCUGGGUCCCUGGGGCCCCAGGAGGCGGCGCCCUGGGACCUGUGCACGUUUGCACUGUGAAGUGACGGGCGGCGGGCGGGCAUCCGACUCAGUGUAAGUGUGGGGUCGGCCGAGCUCAUACGGCCGGCUCGGAUCCAAUGGUGGCGGCUCAGACCUCUCACUCGGACCCCACCACAUGGCCCGGGACCCCCCAGGGGGGCGGAGACGACCGGUGUCCCUGGACUCUUCUCCGUUCCCUUCCUUCGCUGCUGGGGACCCUAGGGUCUCCCGAAGCAGGGGUUAUGUGGAAAGACCGUCAUUUCUCGAAUACAUCAGGACAAGGUGUGGGAGGCUGUUUCAAGCACAGGCACCGGGAUGUGCAAAUGCUUGGAGGCUCUGCCUUUCUUCUUCUCCCAGGAGCAGCUGUCUUCCCACAGCUGAGUAUGAACACUGCUUCCUCCCCUGACCUACCUGCUGUGUGUGCAGAGCUGGGCUGCAGGACUUGCAUCUUCCAAGUUCUGUCUGGCUGCCACUUGAAACAGGGCAAAAUGCACUGGUGCCUGAUGUGGUGGGUAUGUCUGCAGCCAUUGCAAGAGAGGCUGAGAGGGGGCCUGGCUGUCGUGAAUGGGAGCUGGGGGAGACGUGAGGUGAGGCUGGGCUCACACUCUACUUUGCACUUGCUGUGUCCACUAGUGCUUAUGGCAGGGGCCAGUGGCCACAUCUUACUCCCACUUUUCUACUUUGUCCCUGUCCGUCCACGAUGGAUAACCCCACUGCUUUGAUCUUUGUGUCUCCCCCAUUCUCCUCAUCCUCUCCCUUUGCAGGGCCAUCCCACAUCAGACUACACUCAGUUCACGAGGAGAUGAGCGCAUGUGCUCAUACAGACUUGAGCACCAGGUGCCCAGCUGCAGCUGGAUUUUCCUGGGCUUGCGCACACCGCUCUUUGUCCCUGUUCCCUGUCACACAUCGCCUAUACUGGGUCCUGCUGAAAGCUAAGGAGUGAGUGGGAGUCCCUGACUCUCAUCCCAGCCUGGACCCCACACCUGCAUUCUCCUACAUGCUGAGGACUCGUCUCCUGUGGCUUUCUUUCUUUCUUUUUUUUCAAAUUUUACUUAUUUU